AUGAACAAAUGUUGUGGAAAGACUUCCAAGCUUCUGAAGGUGUCUGCACUUGUCCUCUUCAUAGCUCUUCUCCUUCAUCUGAUUGGAUUUGCCUCACCCUUCUGGAGUCAGAGAUUCAACUCAAAUGAAGGUCUUUGGGAAGCUUGUCAAGCCGGAAUAUGUCUAUCAACGGCCUCGUCUCCUCUUCUGCAGACCCAAGAUUGGUUCAAGGCAGUGCAAGGUGUGAUGAUUGUCUCCUUCAUCACUGCCGUCGUCACUGUCGUUCUGACGCUGGUGUUGCUGUUUGCUGCAUCAAUGGCACGCUCUGUACCUCUCAUCAUUGCCACCCUGACGUUUGCAGUAGCUACAGCUGUGUUCAUCCUGAUCGGUGUGACGGUGUAUGGAGUGCGGGCUAGUGUGCUGUUCGAGGAUUUGUUUGGUCAAGGGUUCGAGGUGGGCUUCGCCUACAUCCUGUCGGUCAUCUCCAUCUUCGGCUACUUCAUCUUGGCUCUCAUGCUGGCCGCAGAUAUUGACCACAAAGUGAACGAGGAGAGGGAGGCCGACGAGGGUGAAGCAGACGCCGAGAACGGGGAAUCUGCUGAAGUCGAAGCGGAUGAAGCUGAAACAGCCAUGGAUGAGGAAGAAGCAUCCACAUCAAGCUCUAUCAACAACCGCAACAGCUCCAUGAACCCCAACAACCGCGACAGCUCCAUGAACCCCAACAACCCCAAUAACCUCAGCAACUCCAACAGCCCCAACAGCCCCAACAAUGAUUAAUCGACC
Messenger RNA from Haliotis rubra (blacklip abalone), 762 nucleotides. Its product is annotated as peripheral myelin protein 22-like. The record is from RefSeq and is a predicted model, not a curated record. The transcript is spliced from 4 exons. Gene Ontology annotation, cellular component: plasma membrane. Lineage: Eukaryota; Metazoa; Mollusca; Gastropoda; Lepetellida; Haliotidae. Bases 1 to 756 code for a protein of 251 amino acids.